Messenger RNA from Aureobasidium vineae, 918 nucleotides. NCBI's taxonomy places the organism in Eukaryota, Fungi, Ascomycota, Dothideomycetes, Dothideales, Saccotheciaceae. The record is from the annotation of a GenBank genome assembly.
AUGGGAACCAGACCGGAUCCCAAAAGUCACACCUGGACCGCUGGAGCCAUCGGCGAUAUCCUGACCACAAGUUCCAAGAUGCUCAAGUGCAAAGCCAACAGCGACAUCUUCAACGUUGUCGUUCCUGAAGGUCUUCUCUGCUACUUCUCACGCUACUACGCUGCUCUUCUGAGAGGAAACUUUGCCGAAGCUGGACAGGACAGUGUCACUUUUGAGUUGACUGCACCUCAAGCAAAGUCAUUCAUCACCUGGCUGUACUCUGGACGCUUCGCCGAAGACCUUGACUACCCGACUCUCUUCCAGCUCUACAUCUUCGCAGACAAAACGGACGUACCAGCUCUUCGAGCGGACAUCAUGACCCACAUCCACAAGCGCAGUCACAAGAAAGGUAUGCCACCCUAUGGGGAUGCGGCAGAGGCUUUCGCCGUGCUUUCAAAAAGCUCUGGCCUCGUACGUUGGAUGGUAGACCGGUUCGCGCAUCAUUCUGGGACCUUCGAUCUCUACUCAGAGUUCGACAACCACAUAAGGAGUGCAUGCAACAACACCUAUGAGUAUACCUGUCGUAACACAGGCUGCAGUGUGGCUGCCGAUCCCUGCUGUAAUGUCCUCUACACUCUUGGAUGCGAGGGCACCAAUUGCGGUCAUCGGGCAAACAUCGUCAAGAGAGGCCAAGCUUGCAGCUACCAUGAACACGAAUCGCCCGAAGCGUGGAAAGGUAAGUUCUCUGCCUUGAUACCGAUCGAGGUGAAAGAUGCUAACUAUGUAGCCUGUGCCGGUGACGACUUCCAACAAAGUGUUGACCUGACCUAUCUCAAGGGCACCACUGCUAUUGAUCGUGUGCCUAAAGAAAGAUUCGCCAAGUACUACCAUUCUUGGAGUUCCGAUCCCAUGACCUGGACAUCCUACAGAAAUCCGUGA